AUGUUGGAAGAAGAUAUGGAGGUGGCCAUCAAGGUGGUAGUAGUAGGAAAUGGAGCUGUUGGGAAGUCCAGUAUGAUUCAGCGAUAUUGCAAGGGGAUUUUUACAAAAGACUACAAGAAAACUAUUGGUGUAGAUUUCCUGGAAAGACAGAUCCAAGUUAAUGGUGAAGAUGUCAGGCUGAUGUUAUGGGACACUGCAGGUCAAGAGGAAUUUGAUGCAAUAACUAAGGCCUACUAUAGAGGAGCCCAGGCUUGUGUUCUUGUGUUUUCUACAACUGACAGAGAGUCCUUCAGAGCAAUCCCUACCUGGAAGGAAAAAGUUGUGACUGAAGUUGGAGACAUUCCCACAGUUCUUGUGCAGAAUAAGAUUGAUCUUCUUGAUGACUCCUGCAUAAAGAAUGAGGAGGCGGAAGCUCUGGCCAAGAAGCUGAAAGUGAGGUUCUACCGAGCGUCUGUGAAGGAAGACCUGAACGUGAGCGAAGUUUUUAAGUAUUUGGCUGAUAAAUAUCUUCAAAAGCUCAAGCAACAAACAGCAGAAGAUUCAGAACUAGUGCAUACAAGCAGUAACAAGAUUGGUGUUUUUAAUACAGCUGGUGGAAGUCACUCCAACCAAAAUUCUAGCACACUUAAUGGUGGAGAUGUCAUCAACCUUAAACCCAACAAACAGAGGACCAAGAAAAACAGAAGUCCUUUCAGCAACUGCAGUAUACCUUAG
This is a messenger RNA of Cinclus cinclus, 714 nucleotides long. It is a transcript of the gene RAB23, whose product is annotated as RAB23, member RAS oncogene family. The transcript is spliced from 6 exons. Bases 1 to 714 code for a protein of 237 amino acids. Gene Ontology annotation, molecular function: GTP binding; GTPase activity. NCBI's taxonomy places the organism in Eukaryota, Metazoa, Chordata, Aves, Passeriformes, Cinclidae. The record is from RefSeq and is a predicted model, not a curated record.